CAAAAAAUGACCAAUAUUUCUAGUGAGAAAAGGUGCCUUGCCACAUAAUUCAACGGGAGAAAAGAGUCUCUUUCAAGUCAACAACACCAUGAAUCACACUCUUAUCUCUUCUCACUCUCACAAUCAAUGCUAUGCGGGUCCCCUUGACCCUACCACCAAAAUGUCCAGCUAUUCCAUUUCCACCAGGACAGAUAUAAUGUUAUCCUCACCAUCACCAACGCGCAUCCAACCAUAUUUUCAACCCACGUGUCCAAACAACAAGCCAAAACAAUCACAAUGUCACCCUCAUUUAUCAAACCCCAAACAAGACCUUAGAAAAAUCUCAAUAAUAAAAUAUAAAAACAUUUAAAAAAUUAAUCAUGCAGAAAAACGCCUCCUCUUUUUCGCGGGGUCUUCAUUAAAGAAGCAUAAAGCGAACUCUUGUGAAACACUUAUUACAAUUUGUCUUCACUCUUUAAUGGAGACCUAUCAAUAUCCUCCGUCAUAUCCAGAUUCCGGCCACUCAUCACCACGUUCAAGAGAUAUCGAUUUUGACAAUCAAGCCUCAUGGGAAGACCAGCAGAACUACAAAGCCAAAUUCAUGUGCAGCUACGGCGGGAAGAUCCAACCACGCAGCCACGACAACCAGCUUUCUUACAUCGGCGGUGACACCAAAAUAUUAGCCGUCGACAGAAACAUCAAGUUUCAAGCCUUCCUCUCCAAGCUCUCCACUCUCUGCGACGCUAUUCCACAAGAGAUAAGUUUCAAGUACCAGCUUCCAGGUGAAGAACUCGAUGCUCUUAUCUCUGUCACAACAGAAGACGACCUUGAACACCUCAUGCAUGAGUACGAUCGCCUCUAUCGUCCUUCCUCAAAACCCGUUCGAAUGAGGCUCUUCAUAUUCAUCACUCCAAAUUCGGGUUCGAUUUCUCAACCUGAACUACUUAAACCUCAAUCCAACGCUGAUUUCCUCUUUGGUCUUGAUAACAAAACCCUAGCUCCACCGGUUCAAGUUCAACCUCCUUCCUAUGCUGCUGUGAAGUAUCAUGAGCCUGUGCCAGAUCUUGUUGCACAGCAACCUGAGUAUCCGCCACGUGGACCAGCGGAUGAUAGUGUCGAGAUUCAGAGGCAGUUACAGCGUUUGCAGGUUUCCGAGAGUGAGCAAUCUUUGUAUCGGAGAAGCGUAGAUGGAUUCCCCGGAGGCUAUGCUCCUGUCACUGCUCCUGGUAGUGAUUAUUACCCGCAGAAGAUGCUGGAGAAAGCUGCUCCUUCGAAUUCCCCAACUGCUGUUCAUCAACCUGCGGGUUACUGGCCGGAAAAACAAUUUUCCAGCGAAGGUUUUCCGAUGACAGGGAUGAACGCUUCCGGUGGAGGAGACCAGCAUGUUUACAUGAUGCCGACACCGGGAACAUUCUACCACGCGCCUCAGGUGAUGCGCCCACCGACGGCGCAGGUGACCCAGGGGUACUACGCUGUGCAGCGAAUGUCUUCUGAUGGAUACCGGGAACAGCCGGUGUACGGUGGCGUUCAGCCUCAGAAUGUAGCGUUUUCGUCUGCGGGUCAGGGAAAUUUAGCACCGGCUCAGCAAGUCAAACCUUUGGCUUAUGCGGAAGGCUAUGGAUUAGUUAGGCCAGCUGGCAUAGCGGAUAAUGCGGGAGCUGCUGGAUAUGCGCAAGUGGCGUAUGAUAGUGCAAGUGGGAGACAAAUUUACUAUACUGCGCCUGGAGGGAUGGUACAUGCGCCGCAGUAUCAAGGGGUUGCUCCGGUAUUCAGCAAUGACAUGAGACCGGCUGCGGCUCCUGUGGGCCAGGAUCCUAAAGGUGUAAACAAGGGCCCACAAGGAUAAGCGUAAUUAAUUAUUGAUGUUGAUAUGUUAAUUUAAAAUAAUUUGCUCAAUGAGUGUUGUUUUUCUUA
Molecule: messenger RNA, 1893 nt
Organism: Vicia villosa (hairy vetch)
Lineage: Eukaryota; Viridiplantae; Streptophyta; Magnoliopsida; Fabales; Fabaceae
Exons: 1
Coding region: 458-1825 (455 amino acids)
Molecular function (GO): protein binding
Source: RefSeq, a predicted model, not a curated record